Sycon ciliatum is the source of this 2187-nucleotide messenger RNA. Its product is annotated as leucine-rich repeat-containing protein 58-like. Gene Ontology annotation, molecular function: protein binding. The coding region runs from base 184 to 1293 and encodes 369 amino acids. The record is from RefSeq and is a predicted model, not a curated record. NCBI's taxonomy places the organism in Eukaryota, Metazoa, Porifera, Calcarea, Leucosolenida, Sycettidae. The transcript has 4 exons.
AUCCUCCAGUCCUUGAGUGGAAAUGAGGGAGAGGAAAGGUCCAGAAACAUGCUCAGCCAACGAAGCCGAUGGAGCUUAGAAAACGUCUCGCUGCCCGCCGGUGAAGCCAGAAUGGUUCGUCGUAGGUUGCCCGUCUAGUUGUCGAAUUUCGCUCUUUUCAAGCCAGAGUUGUGGAAGUUCUUGAUGUUCAGCACGAUGUCCAAAUUAUUUGCUCCAGGCAUGGAUCUCAGAGCUAGCGGAAAGCAAUACGAAUCCACAGAACCUAUCUCGGCACUGGUAGCUUCGAAACAGCAAACCUUGAACAAAGUGGACUAUCCGAGGAAGUUGAAUAUCUCCCGUAACCUUUUACAAACCAUAUCGUCCGAUUUCUUCUCAGCACUAACUGGCAUCGUAGAACUUGACAUCAGUGACAAUCGACUGAAAUUGAUUGAACCUGGCCUCGCGCAGCUUCCACAUCUAACAACUAUUGAUUUGAGAGGCAAUAGCCUCCACACUCUUCCCGACGACUUCCCUCAGUGCUCAUCGCUGGAGGAAGUAAAUCUGGGAGAGAAUGCACUCGAGGCCUUUCCAAUUGCUCUAUUUUCGAUGCCAAAUCUCAAGAAAGUCUACUUAGCGUCAAACAAAAUAACGAAGCUGCCAAGCGAAAUCAAGAAAAUGACCAGUCUGGAGGUUCUCUUUCUCGGCGACAAUCGGUUAUCAGCAUUGCCAGAUGAGAUUGCAGAGCUCGCUAACCUUGGUUCUCUAACGGUAUCGCACAACCAGUUGACGUCCGUGCCGCUUGCAGUGUGCGAAAUGCACAACCUCGUGUCACUGCAGCUGCACAACAAUCGCCUGGAGACACUGCCGCCGGCUCUGCUGCAGAUGGUCAGCCUUCACGAGAUCAGCUUACGCAACAACCCGCUGGUCAGCCGUUUUGUGCGGGAACAUGUUGACGAGGUGCCAUCGUUAGGAGAACUGGCAGCGCGAGCUGUGCGUAACGGCGGCGUGUCUUAUUCCAGCGAGAAUCUGCCGCCUCUGCUCGUGGCGUAUUUGGACUCGUCGCAGCGCUGCGACAAUCCAGCCUGCCGCGGCGUCUACUUCCACACGUCCUACAAGCAGGUGAAGUUUGUGGACUUCUGCGGCAAGUAUCGCAUUCCAUUCCUGCACUAUCUGUGCUCACCGCAGUGCCACCAGGCCGUGCCGGGACACAGCUCAGCGUUCAGUGGCCAGAGCCAGAGCUCCAACGACGACACGGGCGAUGAGUCCGAGCAGGAGCGGCGGAAAAUGCGGCGAGUCCUCUUGCCUCUAACCUAGUCCUGUCGCUCCCACCUGAGUGGUGCCCCCGACCCAAGUACCCGCCGUAUCCCUCCGCUUCCCGUUGAGUCGCUGCCCCGAUCAGUUUCUAGCAUUCCCAACCGCAUCCGCUUUUCGCAGCUCGUGCUAGCUUACCGCAGCCGCGUCUGCUUUCCUUCUUGGCAGUUCCUAAUAUUUGUGAGCCGUUGAACAUUCUUAUAUCAAGCUGCCUGUAUCACCACCCACACCAUCACCAUGUCCCUGAUGCAACUCCUUAUCUUGUCGCUUCUAUUCAAACCUUUACUCGGCCGGUCACGGACUUAUCAUAUUAUUUAUAUAUUCUGCUCCCGGGCCAAUUGCGUCUUGUCCCUUUGCGUACCCGUGCAGUGCACGGUUCUCUUCUCCCGUACUUUAUUCAUAGGUGUAGCGUGUACUAUGCUCUUGAUCCCUGUUAGGUGUGCUCUCUGUCUUUCUCUGUCUCUCUUUCUUUCUUUCUCUGCCUCUCUCUCGUUUUUUAGCUCGGCGCUGUGCGCUUGUUGAGUCGUGUAGGAGCUUCUAAUUUCGUUUCAUGUCUUUUUCUGUCAUUGCUGUGCGCUUGAUUUUUUUAGCAGAGCCCAUGCUGAGCAUUGCUCGCAGCUUUUUUUCGGCCUAUUUACUUCUCGCUGACGCGCGACACUGAUCAUUGGUCUCUCUCUCUCUCUCUCUCUCUCUCUCUCUCUCUCUCUCUCUCUCAUUCUCUCUCUCAUUCUCUCGGUCUCUCUCUCACUUUUUUUUAUAACAAUGAUUUUCCAAUCUGCUGUAUGCUUUCGCGUAUGAACUGUCCCCACACUGUGCAGUACAUGUACAUCUAGAGAGAAACACAUUAUGCUUGAUCGCUUGACAUUCGGCACAGCAAUUUUUUUGUGCCGUGAACUA